Bacidia gigantensis is the source of this 936-nucleotide messenger RNA. RefSeq lists its product as uncharacterized. The record is from RefSeq and is a predicted model, not a curated record. Bases 1 to 936 code for a protein of 311 amino acids. The transcript is spliced from 2 exons. Gene Ontology annotation, cellular component: nucleus. Lineage: Eukaryota; Fungi; Ascomycota; Lecanoromycetes; Lecanorales; Ramalinaceae. Gene Ontology annotation, biological process: response to oxidative stress.
AUGUCCGAUUCAUCAAGCGGCACCUCCACACCCUCAUCCUCCCGCCCACCAAAUCAAUCCGCCUCCUCCUACCUCUCGUACCCCGUAAGCCAUAUAGCGGGCUCUCUCUACCGCCGCCUGACCGACCAAGGUCCUAGCCGCUCUCGAUCACCGUCCUCGAAACGAUCCAUACCCGCCCCGACCGAGAAGCCUACGCUUGACGUACACAAUGGUUUCUACACACCUCCCCACAGAGACGCGUCCCCCUUCCAGCCUCCUCCACUUACUCCGCUCACCCUUUCCGGAGCCUCGGAUUCGACUAUACUCUCCAAAGCAAUCGCCGAAGAAAUUCGCCUUCUCGUGCCUCCGCGACUCCAGCUAUCCGAAACCUGGAGCCUAGUCUACAGUCUUGAGAACGACGGGAUCUUCGGCGCCUAUCUAACCGACCCUCCCAAGCCUACCUCCUCUUUCUAUGGCACAGGCGAGUGCUUCCUUUGGCGGGCUUCUCUAUCUCAAACCACAUCUCUACUCGCCAAUCUUCCUCCUCCACCAUCCGCAGACACGGAGAGAAUGGGUCGAAGCACCACCAUCGCAUCUCCUACCUCGCCUACUCUAUCCCCUGUGACUUCACAUUCUCAACAUGCCGGGACGAGCAGUGGCCCACAGCUCAUAAGCGGCGGCGCUGACAACGUUGGUGAUGGGCUAGGCCCAAUGGACUCCAUUAGGUUCAAAGCUUUCCCGUACAGUGGCAUCAACGAUUACUUGAUUCACUGCGAGAACAACUUCUUGAGUGUUGGAGGUGGAGAUGGGAAAUAUGGGUUGUGGCUUGAUGGGGUUUUGGAGGCGGGGGUUAGCAGUGCCGGAUGCUUGACGUUCGGGAAUGAGGCGUUGAGUGAAGAAGGGGAGAAGUUCGAGGUCGUAGGGGUGGAGAUAUGGGGGCUUGGGACUGGGGACUGA